This is a messenger RNA of Nematolebias whitei (Rio pearlfish), 1875 nucleotides long. RefSeq names its product ubiquitin-like-specific protease 1C. The record is from RefSeq and is a predicted model, not a curated record. Gene Ontology annotation, biological process: protein desumoylation. Gene Ontology annotation, molecular function: deSUMOylase activity. Gene Ontology annotation, cellular component: nucleus. Lineage: Eukaryota; Metazoa; Chordata; Actinopteri; Cyprinodontiformes; Rivulidae.
GAACACCGGAAGAAGAAGCUGAACGAAUACAGUUGGCUGUUCCACACCUGGUUUAAUUCAAUGAGGCUUAACAAGUUAAAAUUGAUGCUUGUUCGCAACUAAACUAAAUACUUACACUAUUCGAUCAGAACAUUUGGGCCUGAAAGGUGACGAGCUGGCGCAAGUUGUGGGUUGUCCGUGGACAAUGAGAGACAGUGGUGGGAGCCUGGCCCAGAAUCGCUGGCAGGGAGACCUGGGCUUGACUGCUGUGGGGGAGAACAGCACUGGAGGAGGUGGGAACAGGAAUGGUGGUGGAAUUCCUGGAGACCACCUCAUCGUUCCAGUGUCAGACCACGGAGUAUCCAGCCCCAUGCACCUCAGGCUUGGGCAGAAGGAAAAGCUGUGGACAGGCGAAUACAUAGAAGAGGAAGAGGAGGAGGAUGGGACAGGUGGGAUUGCACCAAUUGGUGAUGAAGAAGAGGUAAACAAUUUGUAUUCUGGUGAUCUGGGAGAUUUUGAAAGCAAAGGCUGGGAAAACAACGGAGAGGAUGAAGAGGGGGAGAUCGAAGAGGACCAAGAGAAAUUGGAGUGGGAGGAGCCAGAGUUUUUCUCCCAGUCCACUGAACACCAUGAGUCACAACAGGACCAACUUCAUGGACCACAACAGACGGCAGAAACAGUUGGUGAGGCCUCUAUCAAAAAUAUUGUUUACCAGGCUGAAGGAAGGAACUUGUUCCAGUCCUACUUCAGCAGAUACAGAGGUCUGAGAAGGCUCAGACGCUUGAGGCGCCUACGAUCCCACAGUCUUCCUGGGUUUCAACUCGCCCAACACUGGAAGAGCUGGCGCCAGAAGGCUCGAUGGAUGCUCCCAGUGGGGCAUCAUUGGAAACGAAGAGGGCAGAAGUACAAACUGUAUGGCAAGCAAAGAAAGACAAAAGUGUUUUUGUCGUCAUUUUACGAUGAUGAAGAUGAUGACAGCUACGAGGAGCAUUUCAAAGGAGCUUCCAGAGAUAAGCAGAAUGGCCCUUUUUCAGACAAGCACGACGAAAGAGGAAGACAAGACGUGGCUUUCAAACCAGUGGAAGCGGCCCUUAGUGAGGAGCAUACAAGUUGUGUGACUGGUAUUCUUGAAGAGUCUCUACAACAGUACGGCAGUUUGAUCCCCAUCCACGUUGAUGACAUUGUAGAGAAGCUGCAGGAGAUGUUCAACGAGAAAUUUUCAUAUCCACACAGGAAAACCAUGGUCCAACAUCUCAUCCAGUCUUUCCAGCGUUCAUCAGGAUCGGCCGUAGCCAAAACCUUCAGAGUCAACUACAAGCGCCAUGUUUUGACCAUGGAUGACCUGGGCACUUUGUAUGGACAGAACUGGCUUAAUGACCAGGUAAUGAACAUGUAUGGAGACCUGGUCAUGGAUUAUGUUCCUGAUAAAGUCCACUUUUUUAACAGCUUCUUUUAUGAUAAGCUAAGAACAAAAGGAUAUGAAGGAGUUAAACGGUGGACAAAAAAUGUUGAAAUUUUUCAGAAGGAUUUGUUGUUGAUUCCCAUUCACCUCGAGGUCCACUGGUCACUGGUCAGUGUGGACAUUUCUCGUAGAACCAUUACCUACUUUGACUCUCAGCGGACCCUCAACAGGCGCUGUCCAAAGCAUAUUUUCAAGUAUCUUCAAGCUGAAGCCAUCAAAAAGGAUAAACAAGACUUUUUGACUGGGUGGAAAGGCCUUUUUAAAAUGUACUGUAAGUGCCUGGCAUUAGGGCAGCCAUUCAGCUUUGGGCAGCAGGACAUGCCCAGACUCAGGAGGCAAAUGUACAAAGAACUGUGCCACUGCAAGCUCAUCCUGUGACCCAGCACCCCUACUUCACCCUCAUUUUAACUACACGGAUAAAAUAAUGAGGGGGG